Molecule: messenger RNA, 2208 nt
Organism: Blumeria graminis f. sp. triticale
Lineage: Eukaryota; Fungi; Ascomycota; Leotiomycetes; Helotiales; Erysiphaceae
Source: the annotation of a GenBank genome assembly
AUGUCUCAAAAAACUAACAAAAGUUUAUUACACGGGGCACGAGCUGAAAUGAAGGGAAAAAAAGGGCCAAAGAAAAACGAGGACAACAGAGAACAUGCCCUACAGGCAGUGGUCAUCGCAGAUUGCUUUGAGACCAGGUUUAAUCCUUUUACCUUGGAAACACCCAGAUGUCUUCUUCCACUAGCAAACACGCCUCUCAUCGAGUAUACGCUAGAGUUUCUUGCCAUGUCAGGUGUUGCCGAGGUGUACAUUUACUGUGGCACCCAAGCCACUGCUGUUGAGACUUAUAUGCUUCGCUCUAGGUGGCACCCUAGUAUUCCAGCCUCUCCCUUUCAAGUACUUGAGAACAUUAAGACUUCAGUCAGGUCGGUUGGUGAUGUCAUGCGAGAUCUGGACUCUAGGGAUCUAAUCACUAGCGACUUUAUCUUGGUUUAUGGCGAUCUAGUAUCAAAUAUUUGUAUGAGGAAUGCGCUCGCGACCCAUCGCGCACGCAAACAAGCUGAUAAAAACGCUAUAAUGACUAUGUUACUAAGAACUGGAGGAUUGGACAAGCACAGGACUAAGAGCAAGGGAGUUUCACCCGUUUUUGUCAUUGACCCUACCAUCAAUCGAUGUUUACACUACGAGGAAAUGCACCCUAUGCAGGCAAACAAAUACAUUAAUAUUGAUUCAUCUCUACUGACCGAGCAUAGCGAGUUGGAGGUUCUGACCGACCUUAUAGAUUGCGGUAUCGACAUUUGUACACCCGACGUCUUGGCUCUAUGGGCCGAAUCAUUUGACUACGAAAUUUCUCGCCGGCAUUUUUUGCAUGGGGUCCUCAAAGAUUAUGAGUUAAAUGGGAAGAAAAUUUACACAGAGAUCAUUGACGAUCACUAUGCUGCAAGGGUCUCUAAUCUCCAGUCAUAUGAGGCCGUUAGCAAAGAUAUAUUGGGCCGGUGGACGUAUCCUUUCGUUCCUGAUAGCAACUUGGUAGCAGGUCAAACCUAUAAGGUAGAACGAGGGGGUCUCUGUAAAGAAAAUGGCGUAAUACUGGCUCGGACGUGUAAAACUGGAAGGAGAACGGUGUUAGGAAGAGACACAAGCCUUGGUGAUGGCAGCACAAUUUCCAGCAGUAUAAUUGGAAGGAGAUGCCGUAUUGGUAAUAAUGUUCAUAUUCAGAAUGCCUAUAUUUGGGAUGACGUGGUUAUCGAUGAUGGCACAACAAUCGACCGAGCAAUCGUGGCCAACAACGCAUCCAUUGGAAAGAACUGCAGAAUUGAGCCUGGCUCGCUUGUUUCUUACGGCGUGCGCAUUGCAGACGGGAUUGUGGUUAUGGAAGGCCAUAAAGUCACAUGCUUCAACCGUGUCCCUAACAAUGGCGCUGAGCCUACGAAAUUGUCACUGACCGAUCCAAUGGCAGUCGGCAAAGGCGGCCAGGGGUAUCUAUGGGAAGAAGACUCGGAUUGCGAGGACGAGGCAUCAAUUUUUCAGACUUCCCUCAUCUACAGCACUGCACAUCUCAAUUUAUCUGAUUCAUCCAUAUCCACUUUUGCCUCAUCGGUCUCUAACGACGGCGGCGUCUACAGUGAUAGGCGUCAUCCCAGCUUUACCGGAUCCAUCACCUCAGAUACUGACGGCACUGCGGGCAACGAGGGCUUCCACUAUGACGCUGUUAACGGACUCCUCGAUACACUGCGCGAGAACGGCGACUUUGACUCGGCCAAGCUCGAGUUCAUGGGCUUGCGUCUUUCUAAUGACGCGACAGACCACCAGAUCCGGCGUGCUAUUGCAGUUGCCUUCACCAAACGCAUUGCCCAGCUCGUAGAACAUGAGAAGCUCGAAGCUCUCAAAGCCACAACUCACGCCUUCAGUACGCCGGGAGCCGAGAAGUUCCUCCGCGAAGUCGCUAUUGGCAUUGACCGUCGUAUCGAUGACCAGGUCGACUUUAUUAUCUGUCUUCAGAAAGAUCUCUUGCAUAGAGCUAGCGGUGCUACUAUUCUAGCAGCCAUGAGUCAGGAUCUUUACACCCGCGAUAUACUUGAGGAAGGGGCCUUUUUACUGUGGUGGGAGCUGGGCGAGAAAUUAGGUGCAGAUGAGGUCUUAGAGAUGUCCAAGAUACGAGAGAGGACUGGUGUCUUUAUUAAGUGGCUAAGGGAGGCCGAGUCGGAGAGUAGUAGUUGUGAUAGUAGCAGUGGUAGCGAGGGAGACGAUGAUGAAGAUGAAGACUAG